Schistocerca nitens (vagrant locust) is the source of this 402-nucleotide messenger RNA. RefSeq lists its product as uncharacterized. The coding region runs from base 1 to 402 and encodes 133 amino acids. The record is from RefSeq and is a predicted model, not a curated record. Gene Ontology annotation, molecular function: nucleic acid binding. NCBI's taxonomy places the organism in Eukaryota, Metazoa, Arthropoda, Insecta, Orthoptera, Acrididae. The transcript has a single exon.
AUGGGAUUUUCAAUGGUGAAUAAGCCGAGCAAAAUUUUGUCACCGAAAGCAGUGAAGAGUGUCCACCAGCAGACAACUGCUGAAAAGGAGGAGACAGUUGUCAUUGCUGCCAAUGCUAUGGGACAAACAGUGCCUCCUAUGUUUAUUUUCAAGGGAAUUCGUGUCACCAAUAGCCUGAAGGAAAAUGUUCCUCCAUUGAGCCAGGUAGCAGUGUCAGAAAAUGGCUGGAUAAAUUUGGAAAUUUUCUUGGAGUACUUGAAGCAUUUCAUUUACCACAUCCCUCCCACUCGUCCUGUUCUGCUAAUGAUGGACUCACAUUCUAGCCACGUCUCUCCAGAAGCUCUAAAAUUCAGACAAGAAAAUGGCAUUAUUUUUGUUGCCUUUCCAUCACACACCACUUAG